AUGACUAUGGGGGAUAUGAAGACCCCAGGCUUUGAUGACCUCCUGGCAGUGUUUGACAUCUCAGAUAUGGUCUAUCCAAAAGCAGCCAUUGAGUCUGGACACGAUGAGCAGGAGAGCCACAUCGAGCAGCACGCUCGUGCUGCUGACGCCUCCCACACUACCUCUUCUGAUGCUGGUGUCAGCUUUAUCGUUAAGAAUGUUCCUAACAGCAAUUCCUCCAAGGGUGUGGAGAAAGAUGGCUGCAGUCCCACGGGCAGUGGCUUGUGUAAUGGCUUUCUCACCAUGUCCUCUCUUGACAGUUACAGUAAAGAUAAGUCGAAGUCCUUGAAAGGAGAUGUGCCUCCCUCAGAGGUGACUUUAAAAGACUCAGCUUUCAGCCAGUUUAGCCCUAUCUCAAGUGCUGGAUUUGAUGACAAUGAGAAGAUUGAGGUGGACAACCCCCUUGAUAAAGAGGACAUGCAUCCAGGUUUCACAUCGAACGUGCUGACGGGCUCGGCUCUCCAACAGGACUGUGAUAAACUGAAGACACUUGGAGGGGAAAAAGGCAAAACUGGGAUCUCUACUUCAGGCAAUACAGAUAAAAGCAAAGUUGUUAAGAGAGAAACAGAAACAAAAUCUAUAAAUCUGAGUGUUCAUGAACCUUUUAAAGUCAGAAAAGUGGAGGACAAAUUGAAGGAAAACUCUGAAAAGGUGCUUGAAAACAGGGUCCACGACGGGAAGCCAAGCUCCGAGAAGAAUGAUGCCACCCUUAACAGCGUCGUACCAUUGACGACAGAGCCAUCUUCCAAGCUUUCUUCAUGUAUAGCUGCAAUCACAGCACUUACUGCUAAAAAGGCUUCUUCAGACUCCUGCAAAGAACCAGUGACCAACUCACGGGAAUCCUCCCCAUUACUAAAAGAAGUAAAUGACAGUCCUAGAGCCAUUGAGAAUUCUCCUGAAUCUCAGAGUCUCAUCGAAGGGAAAAAAAAGGCAUCCCCAAAGCAGCCGGAUAGUCUCAGGAGCAUUUCAAGUGAAAACAGUAGCAAGGGAUCACCAUCCUCUCCGGCAGGAUCCAUACCAGCAAUUCCCAAAAUCCGCAUAAAAACCAUUAAGACAUCUAGGGAAAUAAAGAGAACAGUGACAAGGGUAUUGCUGGAAGUUGAUCUCAACUGUGGAAAAAAGCCUUCUGAGCAGACAGGGUCCUUGAUGGCGUCUGUGACAUUUUUGUCGUUUCCAGCCUCGGCCGCUGUCCUUUUCUCUCCCCCCAGGGCACCACUGCAGGCGGCGGUCGUUACCAGUGCAGUUGCCCCUGCAGAGCUGACCCCCAAACAGGUCACUAUUAAGCCUGUGGCAACCGCCUUUUUUCCACUGUCCGCCGUGAAGAUGGCAGGAUCGCAAGUUAUUAAUUUGAAGCUCGCUAACAGCACAACGGUCAAAGCCACGGUCAUAUCUGCCACCUCCGUUCAGAGCAGCAGCAGCACCAUCAUUAAAGCUGCCAACGCCAUCCAGCAGCAAAGUGUUGUGGUGCUGGCAUCCAGCCUGGCAGUGCCAAAGGCUGUGCACCUCGCCAACCUUAAUCUUCUGCCUCAGGGCUCCCCGGCCACUGAGCUCCGCCAAGUGCUAACCAAACCUCAGCAGCAAAUAAAGCAGGCAAUAAUCAAUGCAGCAGCCUCGCAGCCACCCAAAAAGGUGUUUCACAUCCAGGUGGUGUCCUCCUUGCAGAGUUCUGUGGUGGAAGCUUUCAACAAGGUGCUGAGUAGCGUCGACCCAGUCCCAGUUUACAUCCCCAACCUCAGCCCUCCUGCUAACGCAGGCAUCACGUUACCUACCGGAGGGUACAAGCACUUGGAGUGUGGUGACUCCUUUGCUCUCCAGAAGAGUUUGACUCAGCACUAUGACAUGCACAUGUGCAUUGAAGUAAUGUAUAACCACUGUACAAAGAACAUCGUUUUUUACAACAAGUUCAGUCUUCUUCCCCAUGCCCGGGGGCAUAAGGAGAAGGGAGUUGUGAUGCAGUGCUGCCACUUGAUUUUAAAGCCCGUUCCAGCAGAUCAAAUGAUUGUUUCUCCAUCAAGCAAUACUUCUGCUUCAUCUUCUGCUCCUCCGAGCUCUGUGGGAGCCGGCACACACACUGUAACCAAAAUCCAGUCUGGCAUAACUGCAACGGUCAUAUCGGCUCCUUCAAGCACACCCAUCAUUCCAGCUAUGCCUCUGGAUGAAGACCCAUCCAAGCUCUGUAGGCAUAGUCCGAAAUGUUUGGAGUGUAAUGAAGUUUUCCAGGAUGAGACGUCGCUGGCUACACAUUUCCAGCAGGGUGCAGAUAAGAGUGGACAAAUGUGUACACCGCAGUGCUGUUCUAUGCACAGAACAUUAAAAAGUAUUGAAGGACCUCCAAACUUGGGUAUAAACUUGCCUUUGAGCAUUAAGCCUGCAACUCCAAAUUCAGCAAAUCAAAACAAAGAGGACACCAGAUCCAUGGAGAAAGAGAAAUUGGAAAAUAAAUCUCCAUCACCUGUGAAAAAGUCAGUGGAACCCAAGAAGGUGACAAGUCCUGGGUGGACGUAUUGGAAGUGUGAACGCUUGUUCACACAAAGAGAUGUUUACAUUUCCCAUGUGAGGAAGGAGCAUGGGAAGGUAAGCGUGCAAGCCGCCCCGUUAGCCUGCGGAGGAGCACUGGGCUGA
Messenger RNA from Manis javanica (Malayan pangolin), 2661 nucleotides. The record is from RefSeq and is a predicted model, not a curated record. NCBI's taxonomy places the organism in Eukaryota, Metazoa, Chordata, Mammalia, Pholidota, Manidae.